GCGGAGGGAGUGUCCGCUGCUGGGUGGAGGUCUAGCAGCGGACGGACGUCUUCUUACUGUGAAUGACUUGAAAGAAGACAACAAAUACAGGCAGACAACAGCUCAGUGGACGAGGUGUUCUCACGGAAACACUUUGGUCCCUGAACUUCUUCACACUUUCCUCCCGCGUUCACCUGUAGACCUGCGUGAGGACACGAGAGACAAAACAAUGGACAAUACCACUCAGGCCUCCCAGAGCGGGGGCCUGCCUAAAGCAAAGCCGACUCUGCCCCCCAAACCCGGUCUCACUCCCAAACCUUUCUCCUUGCAAAAAAAAAGCACAAUUCGCUCCGUCAGUGCUCCAAAAACUGCCACCAAAACCGCCCCUACACCUAAGUCACCAACACCUCUGACCGAAAAAUCAGAGGCAAAAAGUUACCCGACCAAUGCUGUGAUCACCCCUGCUAAGAAACUGCCUCAACCCACUUCAGCCUCAGCUCCCAAAACCCAACCUGCCGGUGUGCCGCCUAAAUCUCAGCCAGAAGCAACAAAAGCAAGUGAAGCACCUCCAGAGAAUAAAAGUGGUCUUGGUUCUGAGAUGGUUGCUCCAGAUCCAACCACCAAAACAACUCCACCUAUAGAGGAACUUAAGUCAGAAUCGGUCCAGAAAGACAGUGUCAUCCAAACAAAUCACAAAACAUCAUCAGAAGCUGUUGCUAGCUCAGAGCAGAAGGAUGGAGAGGAGAAACAAAGUGAAACUCCAGUUCCUGUUACCCAAAUGACUGAAGAGUCAAGCAGCAACAGUUUCUCAGCAAACAGCUCAGUAUACAAGUGUGGCAGCACAAGAAAGCGUCUCCCUAAAGAGCUUACCUCAAAGUUUGAGUCAGGUGGUGUCCCUUUGCCCCCUCAGCCUUCGAAGGCCACUUCCAAACCCAUCACCAAAGAUGAUUCAGAUAAACCAGAAUAUUCUGAUACACAGCAAAGCCCUGCAACACCAGAGCCUCCGAUCAGAGAGAGUGAUGCACCUAAUGAGGUUUUUACCAGGGGAAACAGCAUUAAAAAGAGAAUCAGUCGUCUGUUUGACUCUGUGUCACAGCCGGACGUCCCGACCAAGAGAGAGGACCCAGAAAUUUUGAACGGAAUUGGAGGUGUGAAGGAGCAGAUCAAAAACUGGGCAGCAGAAACAGGUCCAGAGGAUCAGAAGGUUGAGAAGAAACCUCAGGCUGUAGCCAGGGUUCUCUCCAAGGGCUUUCAGCCUGUAGAUGAGAAGUCACCUGAAACAUCAAGAUUGGAAGUUCCUCCAGCAGAAGAAACAGCCACCCAGCCUGUGGAUGCACAUUCGACUGUAUCUUCACCUACAAGGAGUCAAAUUGAACCACCAAAGGAGGUGAGAACAGAAGAUAAAUACUUAGAAAAUGCAACAGAGACACAUGCAGAGUUCGACAAACCAAAGGAAGAUGUCCAGCCACAGAGGAACGACGUCGUUGCUGCUGAUGAGAAAGACUUGACCACUGACGGUGCACUGAAGAAGAAGAGGAAAGCCAAACGUCGCUCUGUUCGCUUUGGAACCGUGGUGGCAGAUGACGGUGGACCUCCAUUGAUGCUGAGCCUAGAGCCUGAAUCCAGUGAAGAUGAAAAGCAAAAAGAGGAUGUUGAGGCUGAAAACAAGGAGGAGGCUGUCGCUCCGAUGCCCAUCUACAGAAGAGUUGGCAUUCUCCAAAGGAAGGAUGAAGAGACACAAAUACAAGAAACACUCAAACACCAACAGUUUCAACAAAGGCAGAAGGAGGAGGAGAGCGAAGAGGCAAGACUUAAGAUGGAAGAGGCGCAAAAACAAAUAGAAGAGGAAGAAGCAAAGGAGAAAGAGAAAGCCAAACAGAAGGAGUUGGAGAAAAAACAGUUAGAAGAAGAAAGAAGAGAAAUGGAAAGACUGAGAGAAGAAAAGAUUGAAAAAGAAAGGCAAAUGGAGCUGCUGAGACAGAGACAGAUAGAAGAGGAAAUAAAUAAAGAAAGGUUGAGACUGGAGGAGGAGAAGAGAAACGAGGAAAUAAUGAGGGAAGAAAGAAAGAGGCAGAGGCAGAAAGAAGAGGAAGAAAGACUGAUCCAGAAACAGAAACUGGAAGAACGAAGAGAAACGGAGUUGGAGCUGAUGAGGCAAAGAAAGGAGGAGGAGAGACUCAGACAAGAACAAAUAGAACAACAAAAGUUAAAACAAGAGGCUGAGGAGAAGGAGAAGCUCAAGAGGCUGGAAGAAGAGGAGAAGAUAAAAGGAAGGGAACUUGAGGAGCAAAGAAUGAAGGAGUUGGAGCUGCUGAGGCAGAGGAAGGAAGAGGAGGAGAGACUCAGGCAAGAACAGAUGGAACAACAAAAGUUAAAACAAGAGGCUGAGGAGAAGCUCAGGAGGCUGGAAGAGGAGGAGAAGAUAAAAAGAAAGGAACUUGAGGAGCAAAGAAUGAAGGAGUUGGAGCUGCUGAGGCAGAGGAAGGAAGAGGAGGAGAGACUCAGGCAAGAACAGAUGGAACAACAAAAGUUAAAACAAGAGGCUGAGGAGAAGCUCAGGAGGCUGGAAGAGGAGGAGAAGAUAAAAAGAAGGGAACUUGAGGAGCAAAGAAUGAAGGAGUUGGAGCUGCUGAGGCAGAGGAAGGAAGAGGAGGAGAGACUCAGGCAAGAACAGAUGGAACAACAAAAGUUAAAACAAGAGGCUGAGGAGAAGCUCAGGAGGCUGGAAGAGGAGGAGAAGAUAAAAAGAAAGGAACUUGAGGAGCAAAGAAUGAAGGAGUUGGAGCUGCUGAGGCAGAGGAAGGCAGAGGAGGAGAGACUCAGGCAAGAACAGAUGGAACAACAAAAGUUAAAACAAGAGGCUGAGGAGAAGCUCAGGAGGCUGGAAGAGGAGGAGAAGAUAAAAAGAAGGGAACUUGAGGAGCAAAGAAUGAAGGAGUUGGAGCUGCUGAGGCAGAGGAAGGCAGAGGAGGAGAGACUCAGGCAAGAACAGAUGGAACAACAAAAGUUAAAACAAGAGGCUGAGGAGAAGCUCAGGAGGCUGGAAGAGGAGGAGAAGAUAAAAAGAAAGGAACAUGAGGAGCAAAGAAUGAAGGAGUUGGAGCUGCUGAGGCAGAGGAAGGCAGAGGAGGAGAGACUCAGGCAAGAACAGAUGGAACAACAAAAGUUAAAACAAGAGGCUGAAGAGGAGGAGAGGCUGAGACAGGAGGAUGAGGAGAGAAAAAGGAAGGAGCUGGGUAGAAUAAUGCAGCAAGAAAAAGAGCAAGAGAAGGAGAGGAAGAUGAUAGAGAAAAGAAAGAUACAGAUGGAGAAAGAAAAAGCAGAAGAGCUGAAGAGAAAGAUGCAGGAGGACCUGGAAAAACAGCGAGCUGAGGAACCAAGUAAAAAGCUUAGAACAGAUGAAGAGAAUGACAAAGCAGGGGAAAAUCUCAUCAAUUUUGACACAGAAGAUUACUCUCAGAAGUCUGAGCCCCUAUUCUCCCCCUCAUCAAACAUCUCAGAGAACACAAAGAGUCCCAUCGACACCAUUUACGAUGACUUCUCUGUCCAGAACCCUCUGCUGGACGUGGACUUUGACGACUUUUCUGUCAAACCCAGAAGAUGGACUCCCCUACCUAGGCUGGAAACUGCUCCCAUCAGCAGCAGCAAGACAGUCGAACCUGUAAACAAAGACAACUGGCUGGUGCCCUUCGACAGUGAACCUCGGAAAUCUCAGCAACAAAAAUUAUCAGAGCAAGCAGGAAAAACGUUGGUGCCCACCCCAGCCCCAGAUAGCCCAAAGAAAGAGAAGCUGGAGCAGUUGUUGAUAGAUCUUGGUGUGAAGGAGAAGGUGGAGGAACAGAGGCCAGUUGAAGACCAGUUUGAGUCUGCAGAGAUGAAGAUGGAGGUGGAGGAUGAGGGGGAUGAAGAGGAGGAUGAGGAGAAGAUGGAGAAUGGCUCAGAAGUGGCGAUGAAGGAAGAUGAGGAUGAAGAAGAGGACGAAAAAGAGGUGACGGUUUCAGCUAAAACAAAAAGUGGGAUGUGUCUCUUGACAAGCCAUGAGCCACAUGUUUACAGUUACUCCAUAAACAACGAGGACGAACCCAUUGAGGCUUUGUUUCACAGUGAACCACCACAACAGGAUGGGAUUUCUGAACAAACGCUCAAACCUGACAGUCCAACGCCCAUCUCUGACCCAGUCCCUGAUGUCUCCUCUGAAGAUGUCGAUUGUACCGAUUCUCAAAGAGAGCCAGAUUUAGCUCCAUUCCCUGAGAUCUCUACUCCUCUACUUGACACCAGCACACAGAGAUCCAAAGCAGUUCUAAGUAGGAGGCGAACACGAUCGCGUCCUUCUCGCUCACUCCGAUUAGGAUCGAUUAAAGCUGCCAGAGUAGAAUUGAAUAUCCAUGACGCUGAAAAAGGUGCCGAAUCAAACGAAAAUGAAUCUGACUCGGAAGAGGAACACCCUAAAUCAAAACCAGCUUCUUCUCCUCCGACAUCUACUCAGAAAGUUCCUAUGUUUCCAGGUCUUAGCCCUGCAGCCCUACUUGCUGGAAUAAAAAAGAAAACAGGUGGAGGAGCAGCUGGACCAGGAGAGAGAACAGCAAAAGACAAAGGACCACAAGAGAAAGAAAGUCAAAAUAAGGAAGUGGCUUCAUCUCUGUCACAGAUCUCAGGAUCUCCUCGCUUGCCGGCUCAUCUCGCAGGAGCUGCACGAGUGCUGCCCCCCAACGACAGUAAGGCUGGAAGCGCUGCCUCGUCUCCUGCAUGGUUAAAAGAGCUGAAGUCUAAGAAGCGUAUGAGUCAGCAUAACGGUGAAACUUAGACACAAGAAACACAGCUUGAUGCUCUUAAUCAGGAAUCGGAUCACAUCAGCUUCUUGCUGAUGAUUGCUCCAUUCUGCACUUUGAGUGCCUUAUUAUGGACCGUUUCCAAGGGAAGAAGUCAUGCUUUUUUCUGGACACAGAUGCAACAAUGACCUUUUGUAUGUUAACAAUGAAAUAUGGUGCCAAGGCUGUGUGCUGACGCUGAAAGGUGUUACUGCCAAGAAAUAUUUUCUCCAAGUGCUGUUUGAGAGCUCAGUGGGUGUUUGAGUGUGCUUUAGAGCAAACCCAUUCUGUGUCUUCACAUGUGAACGUGAAGUCCAUCAGGCAGGGAAUAAAGGCACGACACCUCAGCAGAAUACUGACGAUGUUUUUUAAAAAAAGGCUCCUUUUAGUAUUUAAUCCUAAUCUAACAUUUACAACUAAAAGUCUAAUCAAAUCUAUUAAAUCCAACGCUCCUACUGUAAUUUUUAAGGGUCCCCUGAGUUGUGUGGGCUCAGCCAAAAUCCUCACACAACAGAGAAAAACAAAGAAAAGCAUAGAAAUGUACAGACAUACUAAAUGAAAGUGUGUAUUUAGUUUAAGUUGCACAGGUUUUUUAUUUUUGUUUUACAGUAUCACAGUCCUUCUCAAGGAAAGCUUGAAGCACUUUAACAAAAAUAUUAGCAUAUUUCCACCCAUGCAAUAAAACUGACCAAUAGCAAAACCAUAUUUGAAGUUGUUUUCAUGGAGGAAGAGGAGAUUUUCUGUUUUUUGUUACAACUGUAUCAUAUAUAUAUAUUUCUUUGGGAGCAAUAACAGAUUCAGGAAAUGUGUGCCUGUGAGUUUAUGUGUUUUUUUCUGAGUUUGUUAAACCUAGAAAACUAUGUGCCUUUUCUUUUGCUUGAAAACUGUAUUUUGACAAUUAUGGGACCAUUUUUUUGGUCAUUGUAGUGUAUGUUUAAUGGAAAUGGAGGGAACUUUAUUAAAAGUUUUUCUUGUCUGUAAAA
Molecule: messenger RNA, 5770 nt
Organism: Girardinichthys multiradiatus
Lineage: Eukaryota; Metazoa; Chordata; Actinopteri; Cyprinodontiformes; Goodeidae
Product: trichohyalin-like
Exons: 11
Coding region: 209-4783 (1524 amino acids)
Source: RefSeq, a predicted model, not a curated record